UGGCGCAUUCAAAUGUGGGUCCUCUGCAAAUACCCACCCCUCACAUGCACACAUGAACCAAAAAUGAGAGACCACCUGUGUGAGCUCCAACCUCUAGAGAGGUAGCAAGACGACACAUUUCUUUGGUGGGAGGCACAUUCCCACUGCUGAACAAAAGGACAGAAACGUCUUUCAAGUUUUAGGUGUCGGCCCAUCAUCAAAAAAAGGAAGCUGGCAAAUCGCGAGAAGAUGCUUCCAUCAGUGUGUCACAUCCUGAAGUUUCUUUGCUGCAGUCCAAAGAUUUGCUGCUGUUUGCAUCUGCUGCAGGUCUUUGAUGCUGCAGCUAUUGGGACUAUACAGAUCUUAGUGGGCCUGUUUAACAUUGGACUUGGGCCGGGACGAACAAGCACACAUCCUGGGGACCUCACCAGCCUGGGAGCUGCUUACUGGCUGGGUGCUGUGUUCAUUGUUAGUGGAAUUGUGUCCAUUUUGGCUGGACAACUCCGUUCAUCCUGUUUGAUGGGCUUCUCUGUUUUCAUAAAUAUUGCUGGUGGGAUCUUUGCCAUUGCUGCCAUUGUGCUGUAUGGCAUAGACCUGAGAGACGCCUCUCUCCUCUGGAUUUGUGACCGCAGCAGCGAUGAUGCUGUUCAUUAUGAAGACAACUGCAGAAAUGUAGCACUUUUUGCCCAAAAAUUACUGAAAUCCUUGGACAUCACACUGAUCACCCUGGCUCUUCUUCAGCUGGCUGUCAAUAUUCGUUAUGCUAUUUGGGGCAUCAGAGCUCUGUGUCCACAGGGUGACAAAGAUGUCGAGGAACAGUUGCCACAAGUCAUGGAAGAGAUCAUCCCGAUCCAUCCCGGAAAUGAAAACUGACCUCGUGAACACAUGAAUGCAUGAGCUGCACAUUUACUUCUGUUUCUCUGAACUCCAGCAGAAC
Messenger RNA from Oreochromis niloticus (Nile tilapia), 916 nucleotides. RefSeq lists its product as uncharacterized. The transcript is spliced from 5 exons. Bases 229 to 852 code for a protein of 207 amino acids. Gene Ontology annotation, cellular component: membrane. Lineage: Eukaryota; Metazoa; Chordata; Actinopteri; Cichliformes; Cichlidae. The record is from RefSeq and is a predicted model, not a curated record.